Messenger RNA from Symbiodinium necroappetens, 2548 nucleotides. NCBI's taxonomy places the organism in Eukaryota, Dinophyceae, Suessiales, Symbiodiniaceae. The record is from the annotation of a GenBank genome assembly.
GUCCUAUACGCCGGAUCCGCUGGUGCCCUGGCCUGUGCAGCAAACACCGCGGGCGCAGAUUUGCGUUCUGCCGCAAAUGGUCAAUAGGCCGUGCUCCCCGUUUGCUGUGGCGUUGCCCACCGGCCCCAGCCCACGCUGCGCCAGUUCUCCACCCACACAGGUACAGCCAAGUGCGUCAAGCGUGUCUCCUCGAAGAGGUUUGUACGCAGUGGCACAUUGCGACCCGUCUCUCUCGUCUGCUUCGCAUCCUUCGCCGCCUCCGCCUCCGCCAACUGCUCGAUUCGAGCCUUUUGAGCCUGAACCACACAAGGAAGACUCAGAACUGCCGAAGUGCGCAGCGGGCAUUGAGUUGUCCGUCGGCGGCACGCGCUAUCGCUGCCGGUCUGUUCUGGGGCGUGGGUCCUUCAGCGAGGUUUGGUCCGGAGAGGUAGUAAGUGCCACUGCGGACCAUGGGGGGGCGGUGGCGCUGAAAGACAUAUUCUGCAAGACGAAGGCAGAUUUGGAGCAGGCCCUUUUCGAGGUGAGCUUGCUCGAGCGCUUCAAGGAGGCGGCCAGCGACGGACGAGAGGCCCCGAUGCGCAUUCCGCGCUACUUCGGCCACAAGGUGGAUCAGAAGGAGGACGGCUGGCGAGUUUGCCUGGCCAUGGCCCGGCUCCCUGGCGAGUGCUUGGACGCCUGGCUGCGGCGUGCGCCGCCGCCGAACCAGGACGGCCCCAGUGCCGUGCGCCGUGGCUGCGCGCUCGCAAUGGCAUUGAUCAGGCAGCUGGGACCCACCCUUGAACGGCUCGCACCGCAUGCAUGGCACCGGGAUGUAAACUCGCACAACGUGCUCUUGAGCGAUGCCCUGGACGGCGGUCGCUUGAUGCCCUGCAGCGACGUUGAGGAGACAUCCAAGCGGGCUCGGUUCUGGCUCCUGGAUUUCGGCCUGGCCGUGGAUGCGGCGACCUGGCCGCAGCGCUGGCCACACUCCGAUGUGGCGGGCGACUGCCGUUACUGGGCGACCAGCUCCUUUGUCAUGAGUUUCUGUGGUCCCGAGGAGACAUCGGCCAAGAGGGAGCUCUGCUCGCAGUACAAAACCAAGCUGGACGUCGUGGGCCUCGGCCUCACCGCUUUGGAGCUGCUGUGCAGCUCGGCCCUAGCCAGCCGCGAAUCCUGGGGCCCGGCCAAGGGCUUGCGCGGCUCCUGGGAGCGGCUGCUGGAGACUUGGGAGAGGUACCGCGAGGACGUCACGCGAUGGCACGCCAUGAUCUUUCAGGUCUUUGCCAAAGGAGCGCUGCCCGUUGCCGCCAUGGGAGCCUCAAAGAGCACGCCGAGCGUCGACUCGGACCUGCGCGCCCUCAAGGCGCAUGCAGCAAGCGCUCGGGAGCGUCAGGAGGCCUUCGAGCGGCUGCGUCGACAAUUUCUGACGCCCAUCGGAGCAGCAGAGUUGCUCAAGGCCAAGGCCGACAUCGAAGCCUUGCGCUUCCCGAUGUGGCAGGAGCCACCUCUAGAUGCCACGCGCCUCAGCCGAGAGGUGCUGGCAGACCGAGUGCGAGGGACUCUGUUCGGUGCAGCUCUGGGAGAUGCUGCCGGGCUGGCAACGGAGUUUCUGUCUGCAGCGGAAUCAAAAGAGUUCUAUGGAGAACACGCAGACUUUCGCCCUGGACGGGCUGUGUUCCCAGAUGAACACCGAAUGAUGUGGUGUGCAGGGGAUUGGACCGACGACACCGACCAGCAGGUGCUGAUGAUGCAGUCGCUCUUGCAUUCUGGUGGCCAUGCGGAUCCCUGCGACUUUGCCAUGCGCCUGUUGUCCUGGCGGACCUCGGGCUUUCCAGAGCUAGGAGAUCAAUCGGCUGCAGGUCUGGGACAAACCACGAAGGCGGUUCUGAAUGACCCCAGCUUUGCUGCAUCCCCGCACACUGCGGCGGCAGCGCACUCUGCAGGCAUUCCUUCUAACGGAGGCGUCAUGAGGACCGCAGUUGCGGGCAUCCCACAUUUCUGGUGUGAAGACACCGUGGCGGCAGCCGCAGAGACGCUUUGCCUCACAACUCAUGCAGAACCGAGAUGUGUGGCCAGCUGCGUUGCAGUUGCUCUCUGUGUGAGUCGACUUCUGCGCGGAGAGGACUCCUCGGACAUCGUAGAGUCGGUAGUGCAACCGGCGCUGGAAAAAGCACAGGGCAGCCUUGGCGACAUGGAGAGGCAGGAACUGCGGCGGCAUGCGGAGGCCAAAGAGUUGAAAGAUCUGGCCUUGGACGAUCGGAAGACAAUCGGCUUCACGUUCAAAUGUCUUGGUGCUGGUCUAUGGGCCUUGAAGCAGUCCGUGGGUGCCCAGGGCACUUCAGGCACUUCAGGCCAGCUUUUUCGCAAAGUCCUGAACGAGUUGGUCUUGGCCGGUGGAGAUGCAGACACCAAUGGAGCCGUCGCUGGUGCGCUCCUUGGGUGUCGCCUGGGUUUCAGCCAACUUCCCGCGGAGUGGAUUGCCGGCAUGCCUUACAGUUCAUGGCUCGAGGCAUAUGUGCAGAAAGUCUUGUUCAUGCUCCGCCGAGAUGUGAGAAGCUCCGGCCAGUAG